Molecule: messenger RNA, 3573 nt
Organism: Malurus melanocephalus (red-backed fairy wren)
Lineage: Eukaryota; Metazoa; Chordata; Aves; Passeriformes; Maluridae
Gene: BUB1
Product: BUB1 mitotic checkpoint serine/threonine kinase
Exons: 25
Coding region: 39-3260 (1073 amino acids)
Biological process (GO): protein phosphorylation; mitotic spindle assembly checkpoint signaling; meiotic sister chromatid cohesion, centromeric
Molecular function (GO): protein kinase activity; ATP binding
Source: RefSeq, a predicted model, not a curated record
CCAGUUUGAAUCGGCGGGAGCGGUUGGGGCGGGCGGGCAUGGACGGGCCCGGGGGGAGCCUCGAGGCUCAGAUCCGGAAUUACCGGGGGCCMGACCCGCUGGAGCCGUGGGACAGGUACCUGCAGUGGGCUGAGGGAUGUCUCCCGCUCCAAGAGAAGCAGAGCCGCUGGCCCCAGCUCCUGGAGGAGCUGGUGAAGGUGUUCCUGAACGACGGGAGGUACCACCAGGACCCGCGCUUUGUGAAGUACUGCGUCAAGCUGGCAGAGUUCAUCUCUUCCCCUUCCCAGUAUUUUGAAUACAUGCAYGGGCAGGGAAUUGGAGUGAAGACCUCGGAUUUCUACCUGGCCUGGGCCCAGCAGCUCCUGAGAGAAGGCAACGUGCAGGGAGCAGGAGCUGUGCUCCAAAAGGGGCUCCUCAACCAGGCACAACCCCGGGAGAACCUGCAGCAGCUUCACUGCUCCCUGCAGARUUAUGAACCUCAGAAUCCUCCUUUGCCAGAUGCUGCUGUUAUUAAACCACUUCAGACUUCCCAUGCUGCAAAUCAAAUGACUCCCCCAAAAGGUGUUUYAAGUCCUAAUGCCUGCAAAAAUCAGGGCCCCGAUGCUUCUGGUUCCCAAUCCUGUACUGCUGGAAAAGAAGUGAACUACGUGACCUACAUCUCCAAGUCCGAGGUGGUGCCGAAGGCGCUGUCGGGUGCCACGGGGUGCGAGCAGGUCGCGAUGUACGACAAGAACUUGCUCCUGUGUGAAGGCUCUGAGCUGUCCUUUGAGGAGCUGAGGGCCAAGCGAUACUUCAAGAGAUACGAGCUCCUCAGGAGGCAGCAGGAACUGGAGGAAGAGGAGAAGCACUGCCUGAGGAAAAAGGAGUCGGCAGUGCUGGAGCUCCAAGCGCUGCAGCAGAAGCUGGCGCAGCUCACCCAGCUCAGCAGGAGCCUGGAGGAGACGAGGCUGGAGCCGGCAGCUGAGCCCAACCAGAGCGUGGUGCCCACACCUGCGAGGCCCAGCACAUCCCACGCUCCAGGGAAUUGGAUGGUGCCUGCUCCAGGGCWGGAUGUGCCAAUGACCCCAGCUGAGCCACCCCCGUUCCAGGCRCCACCGGCAGCCGCUCCCACCCCGCAGCCAGCGAAGCCCUUCGGUGACCACAUCCCAGCUGUGUCCCCCUGGGAAGCACCGGAGGAGAAGGAGCCAGCCAGAGCUCAGGCAGAGCUUGGGGUGCUCCAGAACAGUUUGUUGCAUCCUCCCUUCAGCGCUGCUCUGCCUCGAAGCGUGGAAGAACUGUCUCCUAACAAGAGAUCCACUGGAUUAACCCCUGCUGUGGAUGUGAAGGAAGCCUCCAGAGCUGGGAAUUCCUCCUUUGCCUCUGGAAAUGCUUCCCAAGCCACCCCCAACACCUCGCUGGGAGGAGUGAUGGGGAUGACAACGCCCUUCAAAGUGCAGCCSUCACCCACGGUCCACACGAAGGAAGCCUUGGGGGUUCUCAUGGAUAUGUUCCAAACACCCUUCCUGCCUGAGCCAUCUCCCCUGGAAGACAGCAAGGAACAAUUUGAGGCCUUUUGCAGGAAAAGUGGGCCUGGUGGGUGUUUGAAAACUAACAUUGUUGUCCCUGCCACGCCUGCWUUUGCCAUCUUUGAGGAUGAGGAGGAGAAGGAGAACAGCAGGAUCCCACAGCACAAGAACAAACCAGAGGAGCCCAGAACUUUUGGAGAACGUCCCUUGACUGACUGUGCAGCAGAAGAAGAAACGGGGCCCACGGAAUUCCUGCGGGAUGAUUACACGGUGUGGAAAGGCCCCGGCAGCAGCAAAGCCCUGGCUCCCAGUCCAGACAGCACCAGGGACUUUGCCCGAGCUGCCCAGCUCAUGUCCACACCCUUUAGUUACCUGGCAGCUCCUUCCCAGCCCCCUUUGRAGGACAGAGCCUGUGGAGAAGAUUUGCCUCAAAUGGUUUUGGAGUUCUCUGGAGAACUGCAGAGGCAGCCAAAGGCUAAGAAGUUAAGCCCUGUUCUUGAACAUGUCCCUGAACACAGAGAGCUAACAGGAAACAUCCUGAAACAAGGGAAAGGAAUCCAGGGAAUUGCUUCCAAACGACUGCAGGAGCAGACGAGCAGAGCUGGAUAUUCCUCCUGCCUUGGGGUGGAUAGAACAUCCCAGGAGCAGCUGUGUGGAGCUGGGCAGGACGAGAUAUUCCAGAGCAAGAGACCUGCAGCCCUCGUGGAGAACCCUUGGGACAAGGAAUUGAUUGGCAAAUUCUUGUCGGAGCUUCCGAAACCACUCCGCAGCUACGCCAACUACUUUGAGUGGAAAUCUCCUCUUCCAUUAAUCAAACUGAAGGCUGAGCUCUCACUGGGUUCCAGCUCAUUCCAUGUGGACUGCUUGGUUGGAGAGGGAGCUUUUGCCCAAGUCUAUCAAGCUUCCAUCCUGGAUGCCAGUAACCCUCGGAACAAUCAGAAAGUGAUAUUCAAGGUCCAGAAACCUGCCAACCCCUGGGAGUUCUACAUUGCCACCCAGCUGCUGGAGAGGCUGAGCCCCAGCGUGCGCCACCUCUACAUCCACAUCUAUUCCGCCCAUUUCUUCCCCAACGGCAGCAUUUUGGUGGGGGAGCUCCACAACUACGGAACGCUGCUCAAUGCCGUCAAUAUUUACAAGAAGCUCCCGGAGAARGUGAUGCCCCAAGCCCUCGUGAUCUACUUUGCCGUCAAAAUCCUUCACAUGGUGGAGGAGCUGCACAGCUGCAAAAUCAUCCACGGGGACAUCAAACCCGACAACUUCAUCCUGGGAGAAAGGUUCCUGGACAAUGACACGUGUGACAUCGACGGGCUCUGCCACGGCCUGACCCUCAUUGACCUGGGCCAGAGCAUUGACAUGAAGCUCUUCCCUGAGGGAACAGCCUUCACUGCCAGGUGUGAAACAUCUGGAUUCCAGUGYGUGGAAAUGCUGACCAACAGACCAUGGAACUACCAGACAGACURCUUUGGGAUUGCAGCCACUGUGUACUGCCUGCUCUUCGGGACCUACAUGCGCCUCAGGGAAGACAAUGGGGUCUGGAAGCCUGAGGGCAACUUCAGGAGGCUUGCCAACGCUGAGCUGUGGAAAGAGUUCUUUGAGAGCUUGCUGAACAUUCCCAGCUGCCACAGCCUCCCUUCCCUCGGAGCCCUGCGCCAGAAGCUGAAGGAUUUAUUUUGCAGGUCCUAUGCAAAGGAAAUCAAGUUCCUUCGGAACAGACUCGUCGUGUUGCUCAUCGAGCACAAACGCUCACGGAAAUAAAGGCUGAGUUUGCCCAGUUUCCAAAGACUUGGGGUUUCACAGAUGGACAAUCUUUUUGUAGUAACUUCGUUUUAAAUAAUAAAUAGUUUGGGGGUCCACCUCAGUGAUGAUGGCUUGCAUCCUUCUGUGCAUUUUGUGGGGAAAAAUAUGCUAAAUGGAGUUGUUAAUCCGUUWGGGARGCAAUGGGUGYGCUUGGGUUGGGCUCUUCCUGCUCCACCUGUCCUUAGGAAUUUCCAGGAGGGGAGAAAUGGAGAUUUGCAGGUCAGAUUUAGAUUGGACUGGACUGAACCCACCCUUGGCACCUCCAGUUCUG